AUGACCUCCGUGCGACCCCGGGAAAAUACCUUCAAGGUUGACCUCAGUGUGUUCCCCAAGCGCCCAAGCUUCGAAGAAAUUCACUCCUUUGUGCACGAUGUUAUGGGACUACGCAUCGACCAGGUGAAACGACUGCAGAUGAACCACGUGCAGAAUGCUGCUCACGUGAAGUGCGAUACCCUGAAGACCGCUCAGGACGCUGUCGAGGAGCACGAUGGACGCCACGAGAUUGAGCUAAACAAAGUGAAAUACAAGGUGCGAUUGCAGAUGGACGAUUCGACGGUGGAGGUCAAGGUCCACGACCUGUCAGAGAACGUGCGUGACGAGGAGCUUAUUGGUUUCUUGCGACACUAUGGGGACGUGCACUGCAUCAAAGAGUUGGUGUGGGGGGGAAACUUUGCGUACAAGGGCAUCUCUUCCGGCAUUCGCGUGAAGAGUGACCUGAGUGAUCGGCUCAAGGCCGCGCAGUCAACCGACUCGACCAGUUACGCCACCGUUGUGGACAAAGGGACCGCUAUUAUCAACUCGCUUUUGCCGAACUUCGUCGCCACCAACCUCAACCAGCUCAACCAAGCCGCCUCUGAGUCGAAACAAAAGGAACUCGACACCACAGCGCAGCAGCCGUCCUGCUCGCACCUGAGUACCGCAACUGAUGGAGUCGAGCAAUCCUCCUCCUCAACAAUCACUCCAGCCGUGGCAGAAGACGACUCGAUGUCGGACGAGACGAUCGUACCGGUCGCGAACGAGACGGAGCUGAUGGAUCAAGAUCUGCAGCAGCGUGGAAUAGCAAUGGAGCAAUUGGCGUUACCCGUCUGUAAAGGAGGGUUAAACCUGCAUCUCCCUGUGCACAAGUGCAAGGCGUUGUUGGUCAGCCGGUACAUCGCCGAUCGAGAGUACACCCCCUUUGCACGGAAUUUUGAGCAGCAAAUGUCCAACCCACCUAACGUAAUGGGUAUCCCUGCACUCUACCCGUGUUUGAAGGUAGUGGCCAAGUUGCUCCCGUACAUCCCCACGAACCUGACUGCGAACCCGUCGGCGAGUACUCUGCAUGAGUACUAUCGAGAGAACCUGCGAGUACCGAAAGUUAUGGAGGAGAACCCCAACAUCGACUGGAAUCGAGAACUUUCGGAACAGUUUUAG
Messenger RNA from Culex pipiens pallens (northern house mosquito), 1140 nucleotides. RefSeq lists its product as uncharacterized. Bases 1 to 1140 code for a protein of 379 amino acids. The transcript has 4 exons. The record is from RefSeq and is a predicted model, not a curated record. NCBI's taxonomy places the organism in Eukaryota, Metazoa, Arthropoda, Insecta, Diptera, Culicidae.